Molecule: messenger RNA, 5225 nt
Organism: Solea solea (common sole)
Lineage: Eukaryota; Metazoa; Chordata; Actinopteri; Pleuronectiformes; Soleidae
Gene: mtr
Product: 5-methyltetrahydrofolate-homocysteine methyltransferase
Exons: 33
Coding region: 161-3973 (1270 amino acids)
Biological process (GO): pteridine-containing compound metabolic process
Molecular function (GO): zinc ion binding; cobalamin binding; methionine synthase activity
Source: RefSeq, a predicted model, not a curated record
UCUCCAACCGGAAGUGUCGGUGUCAGCGCCGGCGAAGAAGAAGAGCAAGAAAAAAAAACCCCGAUUGAGACGAAUUUUUUAACAAAGUUUGAGUUUCAGGAUUAAAGGUUUGAUCUUCACACCGCGCGCACGCCUGUUCACGCGGCUGCUGUGUCACAGAAUGGCUCCCACGAAUGUCCUUCGCGAGUUUUCAUCUGAAGCAGGAUGCACUUGUCCCCUGGAGUCCGAGCUGCGGUCGGUGCUGCAGCAGAGGAUCAUGGUCCUGGACGGCGGCAUGGGAACCAUGGUCCAGCAGCACAAACUGGAGGAGGAGCAUUUCAGGGGGGAAGAGUUUAAAGAGCACACACGUUCUCUGAAGGGCAACAACGACCUCCUCAGCAUCACACAGCCCGAUAUCGUUUAUAAAAUACACAAGGAUUACCUGCAGGCCGGCGCUGACAUCAUAGAGACCAACACGUUCAGCAGCACGUCCAUCGCUCAGGCGGACUACGGACUGGAGCACAUGGCGUAUCGUCUCAACAGAGCCAGUGCAGAGUUGGCCAGAAGAGCUGCUGACGAUUUCACCAAACAAACAGGUUGUAAACGGUACGUGGCCGGAGCCGUGGGUCCCACGAACAAAACCCUGUCUGUGUCUCCGUCUGUGGAGAGACCGGACUUCAGGAACAUCACGUUUGAUGACUUGGUGGAGUCGUACUCGGAGCAGGUCAGAGGUUUAUUAGACGGAGGAGCCGACGUCCUCCUGGUAGAAACCAUCUUUGACACCGCUAAUGCUAAGGCUGCCUUGUUCGCCAUCGAGCUGCUCUUUGAAAAAAGCUACGAAAGAAAACCUAUAUUUAUCUCGGGAACGAUUGUUGACCGCAGUGGACGGACUCUGUCUGGUCAGACUGGAGAGGCUUUUGUCGUGAGUGUGUCACACGCUAAACCUCUGUGUAUCGGUCUGAACUGUGCUUUAGGAGCGACAGAGAUGAGACCGUUCAUCGAGGCCAUCGGACAGAACACCACAGCUUUUAUCAUAUGUUAUCCUAACGCUGGUCUUCCUAACACAUUUGGAGGUUAUGAUGAAACUCCACAGGUCACAGCCUCCAGUUUAAAGGAGUUUGCGAGCAGUGGACUGGUGAACAUAGUGGGAGGCUGCUGUGGAACAACUCCAGCUCACAUCAGAGCGAUAUCUGAAGCAGUGAAACACCUGAAGCCCAGAGUUCCUGCUGCUGACGUCUAUCACGACUACAUGCUGCUUGCAGGUCUGGAGCCAUUCAGAAUUGGCCCGUACACAAACUUCGUGAACAUCGGUGAGCGGUGUAACGUCGCCGGGUCUCGCAAGUUUGCCAAGUUGGUCAUGGCGGGAAACUACGAGGAAGCUCUGAGCAUCGCGAAGACUCAGGUGGAGAUGGGAGCUCAGGUGCUGGACAUAAACGUGGACGAGGGGAUGCUGGAGGGGCCGGCGGCCAUGACCCGCUUCUGCAACUACGUCGCCUCCGAGCCGGACAUCGCCCGGGUCCCUCUGUGCAUCGACUCGUCCAACUUCGCCGUGAUAGAGGCAGGGCUUAAGUGCUGUCAGGGCAAGUGCAUCGUCAACAGCAUCAGUCUGAAGGAAGGGGAGGAGGACUUCCUGAGCCGCGCCACCACCGUGAAGCGCUAUGGCGCCGCCGUGGUUGUCAUGGCCUUCGACGAGGAGGGACAGGCCACGGACACUGAGCGUAAAGUGGAGAUCUGCAGUCGCGCCUACAAGCUGCUGGUCAGCAGGGUUGGGUUUGACCCCAACGACAUCAUCUUUGACCCCAAUGUCCUCACCAUCGGGACGGGCCUGGAGGAGCACAACGAGUAUGCGGUCAACUUCAUCAGAGCCACCAAACUCAUCAAGGAGACAUUACCUGGAGCCCGGGUGAGCGGAGGUCUGUCCAACUUGUCCUUCGCCUUCAGAGGCAUGGAGGCCAUCAGAGAAGCGAUGCAUGGAGCGUUCCUUUACCACGCCAUCAAGGACGGCAUGGACAUGGGCAUCGUAAACGCCGGGAACCUGCCGGUGUACGACGACAUCGACAAAGAGCUGCUGCUGCUGUGUGAGAACCUGAUCUGGAACAGAGACGCGGAGGCCACGGAUAAACUGCUGACCUACGCACAAAACAACGUGAAAGGAGCGAAGAAGGUGGUUCAGACGGACGAGUGGAGAGAGGGAAGUGUGGAGGAGAGGCUGGAGUACGCCCUCAUCAAGGGAAUAGAGAAGUACGUGGUGGAGGACGUAGAAGAGUGUCGCGCUCACGUCGACCGCUACACUCGACCGCUUCACAUCAUCGAGGGUCCGCUCAUGAACGGCAUGAAGGUGGUGGGAGAUCUGUUCGGAGCCGGCAAGAUGUUCCUGCCGCAGGUGAUAAAGUCAGCGCGUGUCAUGAAGAAGGCGGUGGGCCAUCUUAUCCCGUUCAUGGAGAAGGAGAGGGAGGAGAUGAUGGCGCUGUCCGGGUCGACCGAGGAGAUGGAUCCGUACCAGGGGACGAUCGUCCUGGCCACGGUGAAGGGAGACGUCCACGAUAUCGGCAAGAACAUCGUAGGUGUGGUGCUGGGAUGUAACAACUUCAGAGUGAUCGACCUGGGUGUGAUGGUUCCCUGUGAUCAGAUCCUCAGAGCGGCCGUCACUCACAGAGCAGACAUCAUCGGGCUGUCCGGCCUCAUCACUCCCUCCCUGGAAGAGAUGAUCCACGUGGCCAAAGAGAUGGAGAGGCUGGGGAUGACGAAGCCACUGCUGAUCGGAGGAGCCACCACGUCAAAGACUCACACAGCGGUGAAGAUCGCGCCGCGCUACAGUUGUCCCGCCGUCCAUGUCCUGGACGCGUCCAGGAGUGUGGUGGUGUGUUCUCAGCUGCUGGACGACGCAGCGAGGGACGAGUACUUCGAUGACCUGAAGGACGAGUACGAGGACGUCAGACAGGAUCACUACGACUCUCUGAAGGAUCGUCAUUAUCUGUCACUCUCUCAGGCCAGAGACAAAGCUUUAAAAAUAGACUGGUCCUCGCUGCCCAGACCAGUGCGUCCUCAGUUCCUCGGCACACGCGUGUUCGAGUGCUAUGACCUGAACAGUCUGCUGGACUUCAUCGACUGGAAGCCUUUCUUUGACGUGUGGCAGCUGAGAGGGAAAUACCCCAACAGAGGUUACCCCAAGAUCUUCAAAGACAAGACUGUUGGUUCGGAAGCGCGCCGAGUCUUCGACGACGCCCAGCAGCUGCUCAACCACAUGAUUGACAGCAGCAGUCUGAAGGGGCGGGGCCUGGUGGGAUUCUGGCGUGCCCAGAGCGACGGCGAUGACAUCCGAGUGUACAAAGACGACGAGGUCAAGGUGCACCGAGACACCAAACCCAUCGCCACGCUCCACGGCCUACGGCAGCAGGUGGAGAAGGACAGCUCCAGCUCAGAGCCGUACCUGUGCGUGUCCGACUUUGUGGCGCCUGUCGACAGCGGCGUGGAUGACUAUGUGGGCGUGUUCGCCGUGGGCGUGUUUGGAGCCGAGGAGCUGAGUCAGCAGUUUCAGGAGCAGGGAGACGAUUACAGCAGCAUCAUGGUCAAAGCUCUGGCCGACCGACUGGCCGAGGCGUUCGCUGAGGAGCUCCACGCCCGCGUGCGUAAGGAGCUGUGGGGCUACAGCGCAGACGAAGUCCUGCAGACCUCAGACCUCCACAGGGUUCGGUACCAGGGAAUCAGACCUGCGGCGGGUUACCCGAGCCAGCCCGACCACACUGAGAAGGCCACCAUGUGGAGUCUGGCCGGAGUCCAGGAGAAGACUGGUAUCAGUCUGACAGAAUCCCUGGCCAUGACUCCGGCCGCCUCCGUGUCCGGACUUUACUUCUCUCAUCCUCAGGCUUCGUACUUUGCUGUGGGAAAAAUCACCAAAGAGCAGGUGGAGGACUACGCUCGGAGGAAAGCGCUGAGUGUGGAGGAGACGCAGCGGUGGUUAGCGCCCGUGCUGGGCUACGACAGCGAGGAGUGAACGCGUCCCAGAGCGAGUUUGAUCACGACAAAAACAAACACAAAAGUUACAUUUUCAUUUCAAAUUUGAAACAAAUCUUCAAGAAUUCUCAACUUCUGCCACUAGGUGGACUACGUUCUAAGCUGCGUCAACACUAUGACGUCGUGUUUACGUUAAAAAAUACAAUCACGUCGUUAUUAAGCCGCAAAAUUUCAAAGUUCGAAUAAUCGAGCUAGCAUCUCAGUUUCAUUUCAGUGUGGGCGGGGUUAGAAUGAUGCGGUUUCCUGCAUUCACUUCCUGUAUGGAUUUUAUCGGAACUUGAUUAAAGCUGCGUUAACGCUUCGUUUCAGUUUUUGUCGUGGUUCUCGGAAAGUUCUGAAUCUACGCAAACAAACUGCGAAGACUCAUUCAAAUCAAUUUCUUACGUAAUGUAAGUUUUUGUCAUUUUUCAGAUAAAAACUUGGCGUGGAUGUAGCUUGAGUCACGAGGUUCGUAAACAUUGUACGUUAUUUAUUUGCUGCUCCCAUAAUGCCUUUUUUUUGCAUUUAUCAGUUGGAAAAAAAUCCAAAAAUAUCUUUUACGGUUAAAAAAACAAACUGUAUAACAAAGUUACUACUUCAAAAUGUUACGAACAAUUACAAAAAUAAAAUCCCUCGUAGAUGAAAUUACCUCUGAUUUUUAUCGCGUUUCUGUAGAGAAAAUGUUUUAAUUAUCUGUUAAAAAUCAUGUCACAGAAAAGGGAAAGAAAGCGCAACCACCGUUUCACUUAAGACUUUAUCGACAGUUAACGCAUUGACAUCGCUGAGAAUUGUAAGGACUAAAGCUAAUUUUUGCGAUUUUUGUUAAAAAUUCUCAAAAGGUUAAAUUUGGAUUAAAAUCAGGACAUUGAUUUAAGAAAUAAUCCCUGAUAUCAACAACACUAAGUAAAUAUGUAUAAAGUCUCUUUUGUCUUUAAAAAAAAAACCCUUAAAUUUGUCUAAGAGAAAGUUUACAUAAAAAAUGUUUUGUCUCUUUGUUACGGUUUUAUUGUUUUUCGUCUUUGUCGUCAUAGAAAAAACGCAAACACACGGUUAACUACGAUUAAUUCAUGACGUUUUCUGGAUCGUACAGAAAAAACAAAAACUUAAAAGGACUUAAGUGAGUUUCACGUGUUAAGAAAACGUUUGUUUUACUUUAUUUUUGUAAAAAAGUACGUAAAUAACGUUGCUGCUGCAGAGACUGUGAAACACUAACAACAAAAGUGUUUUAUGAAAAAAUAAAUAGUUUGAAUACA